AUGGCUUCGGGCUCGCCCUUACCCCUGCAGGCCGAGCCCCCCGCGCCGCCUGGGCCUGCUGCCAGGCGGCCCCUCACCAUCGACGACUUCGACAUCGGGCGUCCGCUGGGCAAGGGGAGGUUCGGGAGCGUGUACCUGGCGCGGCUCAAGGACAGCCAUUUCAUCGUGGCCCUGAAGGUCAUCUUCAAGUCCCAGGUGGAGAAGGAAGGCAUGGAGCACCAGCUGCGCAGGGAGGUGGAGAUCCAGGCGCACCUGCAGCACCCCAAUAUCUUGCGCCUCUACAACUACUUCCACGACGCGCGCCGCGUUUACCUGAUCCUGGAAUACGCCCCGCGGGGUGAGCUGUACAAGGAACUGCUCAGAAGCCACACCUUGGACGAGCAGCGCACGGCCACGAUAAUGGAGGAGCUGGCAGACGCCCUGGCCUACUGCCACGCCCAGAAGGUGAUUCACAGGGACAUCAAGCCCGAGAACCUGCUGCUCGGGUUCAGGGGUGAGGUGAAGAUCGGAGACUUCGGCUGGUCUGUGCACACCCAGUCGCUCAGGAGGAAGACCAUGUGCGGCACUGUGGACUACGUGCCGCCUGAGAUGAUCCACAGGAACACCUACGACGAGAAGGUGGACCUGUGGUGCCUGGGCGUGCUGUGCUAUGAGCUGCUGGUGGGCAGCCCGCCCUUCGAGAGCACCUCACACAACGAGACCUACAGGCGCAUCCUCCAGGUGGACGUGCAGUUUCCCCGCUCCAUGCCCGAGGGUGCCCGGGACCUGAUCGCCAGGCUUCUGCGGUUCCAGCCUGAGGAGCGGCUGCCCCUGAGCCAGAUCCUAGCACACCCCUGGGUCAAGGCCCGCUCCCGAAGGUUGCUGCCGCCCUGUGCUCAGUGGGAGAUGUUAAUAAAAAUGGACGCACUUAGUGCCCGUGUGUUCGGGAGCGUGCUGACUGUGCAUCGGGCCGGUGCCAUGAGGGAGAUAGUGCUAGCACCAACACUGCGGUCCCACUUCCAGCUGUCCCUGGGGUUCCGUGUGGCACCGCCCCCCGGGGCCCCGCUCUGCUCCCUGCACCUGGACAGCCAGGUGCAUGACCAGACACUGGCACACGCUUCUGCUCAGUGA
Molecule: messenger RNA, 1110 nt
Organism: Octodon degus (degu)
Lineage: Eukaryota; Metazoa; Chordata; Mammalia; Rodentia; Octodontidae
Product: aurora kinase C
Exons: 7
Coding region: 1-1110 (369 amino acids)
Biological process (GO): mitotic spindle organization; protein phosphorylation; regulation of cytokinesis
Cellular component (GO): spindle midzone; spindle microtubule; spindle pole centrosome
Molecular function (GO): protein kinase activity; ATP binding
Source: RefSeq, a predicted model, not a curated record